GCUGCGAAGCUGCGACCCCACCUUGGUGCCACGCUUGGAGAGGAGUGGCAGAUGGCUUUGUGGUUGCUGUCGCAGAUGCCGGCAGCCGGAGUUGUGCCGAAUGUUGUCAGUUUCAGUGCAGGCAUCAGUGCGUAUGAGAAAGGUGGCGAGUGGCAGAUGGCUCUGUUUUUACUGUCGCAGAUGCCGGCUGCCGGAGUUGUGCCGAAUGAGAUAAGCUAUGGUGCUGGCAUCCAAUCUUGUGGCACUGCCCGCAUCUGGGAGCUGGCCUUGUACUUAUUUGCCUCGAUUACAGGGAACCAGCUACAGCCAGAUGCAGAAACGUACGGGCAAGCCAUAGAUGCAGCCUCGCCUGAGGCGGUCAGUUUCGAGCUUUUUGAUCAAGCCAUGCGGAACCAGACGUGGCCAGACAUCUGGCAGAGAGGUGGAGCUUGGCUUGAUCUGCAUGACCACUCCUGUGGUUCAGCAAUGCUUGCGGUGUCGUUGUGGCUCGCGGAGGUUGUCCGCAGCAGCUUGCCAGGAUGCCGAGACAUGCAUCGAUAUCGCCCGCAGUCAUCACAGGUAUCCGUCCGCAGAUUCUGGGAUGAACGUGCUAUCCCCUGCAAGAUCCAUCCGCUGAAUCGUGGGCUUUCAAAGCCCGACCUUCGAGGAAUCGACCCCGAUUUCCAGGAGCCAAGGCUGGUAACCGCACUGGCUGCAGGCACCGAUCACGUUUGUUGCCCCUUCGGCGAAGCCUUCGCAAAGAUCGUCGAAGAGGCCAAGGCAUCCAGCGAGGAUGCGGCUUCACUACGAGAGGCCUGUAUGGGUGUGCUCCGUGAGCUGCCGAUGGUCGCAAAGUGCUCCGUAGACUCACUGGACAGCUUGGGGGAGCCCCGAGGUUUGAACUCUAUCUCACACGUCCCCGACGUCUCCAACAUCUGCGACCCAGUCACCGCUGACUUGGGGUUCCACGAUGGCGUGUCCGACACGGACAGCACGUUCUGCUCCGAUGGAGCGUCUGACUCUGCCCUGGAUGGAUCGACGAAGGACGCAUCCUCAUCCAUGGACAUCUGCUCCCUCCCGCUGGAGCACGGUGAUCCAGCAGAUGGAUCGGAGCAGCAGAAGAAGAUUGAGCUGAAGCUCAGAAAGCAGAGCAUUGACAUGCAGAAGGGCAGGAACAAGGCGUGCGGCAAAGAUGACGGUCUGAGCCACUUGGGAAAUCAGAAGCAGGGUGCUAGAUCCUUGGGUUUUUUCGGAUGCGUGCAGCUGGAGUUUCUGACAGAGGGCGCGUUUGAACUCUAUCUCAGACGUCACGUCCCCGACGUCUCCAACAUCUGCGACCCAGUCACCGCAGACUUGGGGAUCCACGAUGGCGUGUCCGACACGGACAGCACGUUCUGCUCCGAUGGAGCGUCUGACUCUGCCCUGGAUGGAUCGACGAAGGGGACGCAUCCUCAUCCAUGGACAUCUGCUCCCUCCCGCUGGAGCACGCCCGGCCGCCAAGAAUCCAGCAGCUCUAAGCAGUGGCGCUUGCGGCUUCGGAGCACUUCACAAGUACCAUCAGAGGAGUUUUCUAAGCUCGCCCCUGCAACAUAUAUUCAGCUGGGCCGACACUCUGCCACUGCUGCACGCCUGAACCUGUCUUUGAUUGCCGUAGACGGCCGCAAUCCUCGCAACUGUGCCGAGGGUGAUCUAGCAGAUGGAUCGGAGCCGCAGACGGAGGACAAUCAUCCGGUCUUCCUGAACAUUUACCAUGUGGGCGCCUACGUGCUUGGCUCGACAGGAUUGCCGCUUCAGAUGUUUUGCUUUUCGGUUUCCAAGCCCGAGAACUUAGCGUAUUGGAUGAACGGCCUGUUUGCCAACCACUUUUCGCCGGUGAAGCUCGGCGGCGCCUUUCACCUGGCCGUUCAGGUUGGCGACGAGGAGUGGGCCUAUGGCUACACGCCGCAGGGCACCGGCGUGUACAAGACCAUCCCACGCUCCGCGCCACUGUUCCGGGAGAGCAUCGAGCUGCGCCUUUGCUGGAUGCAAUUCGAUGGUUUCGGCUUCGGCGACAUCUACCGCACAGAAGGGGCAACUUACACGUUCGGUUACUUUUACGUACCUGUGGAGCACAAUGCGCUUGAGCGUGAUGGCACGGCCGAAAGGACUCCGACACAACAGUCGGAGCAGCAGAUUGCAGAGCUCUACCGUGAUUUAGCUGGUCAGUGGCAUGGCCGUGAGUACCACCUCCUUCAGCGCUUUGCCGACCGCUGCUGUGCGACCUUCGAGGCCUCUUGCAGUGCAAAGAGCAGUUCGCUGGCUGUGAUGGCUUUUCGGGGUGCCAUUAGGGGAGACCGGGAUCCGGAGACGACGCUCAGAGCCAGGCGCAAGGGCUCCCAGCGCCGCACCAGAGAAGCCCAGUCGAAGGCGGAGGAGGCACGCCGUGAGCUUGCCGAGGCCAGCGCAUCAAACUGCACGAUUCCCUCGCCGAGCUCGGUCGCAAUUCAAGAAAUCACGCUGUGCUUGCGGGGACGGCGGGAUACUGGUAGACUGACGUGGGCUUCGGCAGCCCGGCGCCAACUCCGAAAUGCCAACCUUUCCAAGCACCAGGGGUCCCUUUGCUUUGCUUUUGCGAAGACUUGGCCUGGACUGGCCUCAGGCUGCGAAGCUGCGACCCCACCUUGGUGCCACGCUUGGAGAGGAGUGGCAGAUGGCUUUGUGGUUGCUGUCGCAGAUGCCGGCAGCCGGAGUUGUGCCGAAUGUUGUCACUCUGUUUUACUGUCGCAGAUGCCGGCUGCCGGAGUUGUGCCGAAUGAGAUGAGCCAUGGUGCUGGCAUCCAAUCUUGUGGCACUGCCCGCAUCUGGGAGCUGGCCUUGUACUUGUUUGCUUCGAUUACAGGGAACCAGCUACAACCAGAUGCAGAAACGUACGGGCAAGCCAUAGGCAGCCUGGUUACCGAGCCCUGCGCACAAUUCGGCUUGGGGCUUACAACUGACGUCUUCGAGGUGUUGGUCUUGCUCACUUGUCUUGCCGGGCCUGUGACAUGUGCUGGAUCGCAGGACUACGAUGCUUGGCACCGACAGGCAGUUGCCAAAGCGCCUAGAUUGGACUUGAAGGACAUCGUCACAGCCAAAUACUGCGGAUUGAAAUUGGAGACGAGUGCAGGAGCUAAAGGCACAAAGCGGCACGAGGAGUUUCUGCAGUAUGCGGAGGCUGCGGGCUUGUCUCCCAGGAACACCAAGGGCUCGAUACCAGCGGACGUGCGCUCUGAGCACUAUGGCACCGUGGUUGGGCGCAUUGUCAGCCAGCAAGUCCCUUUGCUGAUGGUGGAUAAGAGGAGUCAGCUGGGGCUCUUGCGACCAGAGGAGCAGCUAAGGACUGUUGGCUAUACUGGUGGGAGAAACACGAAGCCUUCCUACGAGUCGGUUUGUGGCGGAGAUGGACACACAGAGGCGAUUCAGAUCGAGUAUGAUCCAGAGCAGGUGAGUUACGAUUCUCUGCUCGAUAGCUUCCUCCAAGGGCACCAGCCGAUGCGCUCCAAAGCUCAGUACAAGUCGGCGAUUUGGUAUCACAACGAGGAGCAGAGGAAGAUUGCAGAGAGCAGGAUGGAGGAGACCGGGGCUGCGCCGGUUGUCGAUGUCGACGAGGCCAAAUCCUGGUACGAUGCCGAGGACUACCACCAGAAGUACUACGACAAGCAGAACUGCGCAGUGAUGUAA
Molecule: messenger RNA, 3678 nt
Organism: Symbiodinium sp. CCMP2592
Lineage: Eukaryota; Dinophyceae; Suessiales; Symbiodiniaceae
Source: the annotation of a GenBank genome assembly